AUGUAUCAAGAAUUACCAUUUGAUGAAUUAAAAGUUGAUUCGAGAAAACGAAGAGUAGCUUAUUUUUAUGAUCAAGAUGUUGGUAAUUAUUUUUAUGGAACUGGUCAUUGUAUGAAACCUCAUAGAAUUAGAAUGGCUCAUUCAUUAAUUAUGAAUUAUGAAUUAUAUAAAAAAAUGGAAAUUUAUCGAGCUCAACCAGCAACAAAUUUAGAAUUGACUCAAUUUCAUACUGAUGAAUAUAUAGAUUUUAUUGAUCGAGUUACUCCCGAUAAUCUACAUUUAUUUGAACGAGAACAAGUGAUAUUUAAUGUUGGAGAUGAUUGUCCAGUUUUCGAUGGAUUAGGAGAAUUUUGUAAAAUUUCUUGUGGUGGAUCAAUGGAAGGAGCGGCAAGAUUAAAUCGAGGACAAGCUGAUAUUGCCAUUAAUUAUGCUGGUGGAUUACAUCAUGCAAAAAAAUCUGAAGCUAGUGGAUUUUGUUAUACUAAUGAUAUUGUUUUGGGGAUUAUAGAAUUGUUACGAUAUCAUCCCAGAGUAUUAUAUAUUGAUACUGAUGUUCAUCAUGGUGAUGGUGUUGAAGAAGCAUUUUAUACUAAUGAUCGAGUAAUGACUUGUUCUUUCCAUAAAUUUGGAGAAUUUUUCCCUGGUACAGGGAAUUUAACUGAUAUUGGUAUUGGCAAGGGGAAAUAUCAUGCCAUUAAUAUCCCACUUCGAGAUGGUAUAGAUGAUGCAUCUUAUAAAUCAAUAUUUGAACCCAUAAUAACAAAAAUUAUGGAAUGGUAUCAACCAUCAGCCAUUGUUUUACAAUGUGGUGGGGAUUCUUUAAGUGGUGAUCGAUUAGGUCCCUUCAAUUUAUCAAUGCGAGGUCAUGCCAAUUGUGUUAAUUUUGUUAGGUCAUUAGGAGUCCCCAUGAUGGUAUUAGGUGGUGGUGGUUAUACCAUUAGAAAUGUUGCUAGAACAUGGGCAUUUGAAACCGGGAUUUGUAAUGGAGAAAUCUUACCUAAAGAAUUACCCUAUAAUGGAUAUUAUGAAUAUUAUGCUCCAACUUAUGAAUUGGAUGUUCGAUCAGCUAAUAUGAAUAAUGCCAAUUCAAAAGAUUAUUUGGAUAAAAUAUUGACUCAAGUGAUAUCUAAUCUCGAUAAUACUAAACAUGCACCAUCAGUGCAAAUGAAUGAAGUUCCAUUAGAUAUGGAAGAUUUGGGUGAUGUUGAUGAAGAUAUGCCCGAUGCAAUAGAUACAAAAGGUGGAUCACAGUUUGCUAAAGAUAAGUUAAUUCAAACUGAUGGCGAAUUUUAUGAUGAUGAUGAAAAAGAUAAAGGUGAAAAAAAUAUCCAAGAAAAUGGUAAUGUGAAUAUUAAUGGGAAUGGCAAUGGCAAUGUGACUAUAACGGAGGAAGAACAAGCUGAAUUAGAUAAAUUGAAUAAUAAUGUGUGA
Messenger RNA from Candida dubliniensis CD36, 1431 nucleotides. It is a transcript of the gene RPD3, whose product is annotated as Rpd3p. The transcript has a single exon. The coding region runs from base 1 to 1431 and encodes 476 amino acids. NCBI's taxonomy places the organism in Eukaryota, Fungi, Ascomycota, Pichiomycetes, Serinales, Debaryomycetaceae. Gene Ontology annotation, molecular function: histone deacetylase activity. The record is from RefSeq and is a predicted model, not a curated record.